AUGAUGGCUGGAAAGGAUUUCAAACUCCUCAUGGUCUUUUUGGUUCUCAUUGCACUGACUGCAACCAAUGAAGUUUUAGGUGUCAAAGUUGGUACCCAGCUUAUCCCCAAAUGCGGUAAGAGUUCCGCGAAGUGUAAACAAGGGAGACCUUAUUGUAUUGGCAAGAACGCAGUUUGUUCGGCCAGAGGAACACCCAAAUGUUCACGUGGAAAACCUACAUGUAAUUGA
Molecule: messenger RNA, 228 nt
Organism: Melampsora larici-populina 98AG31
Lineage: Eukaryota; Fungi; Basidiomycota; Pucciniomycetes; Pucciniales; Melampsoraceae
Exons: 2
Coding region: 1-228 (75 amino acids)
Source: RefSeq, a predicted model, not a curated record